Molecule: messenger RNA, 219 nt
Organism: Monascus purpureus
Lineage: Eukaryota; Fungi; Ascomycota; Eurotiomycetes; Eurotiales; Aspergillaceae
Source: the annotation of a GenBank genome assembly
AUGUCUGACGAGUGUGACAAGACUGGCCCCCCAUGGGGCGACCUAGCUGUUGAACAGUACUUUAUUACAAACUGGGACCACUCUUCCGCUGAAACUCCAGACCAGCAGCGGAAAAGACUUGUGGCUGAAUUUCUGGACCUAAAGCUCAUCCCCGCUGAGUGUCAGUCGGUUCACAUCCUCUUUGUCAACUCGUCUACCCCCGAUUUGCCCAGAAUAUAA